CUCGGCAGAGGCAACUUCCUGUUGAACGCUCGCCAGCGGAGUGACAGAAAGCGAUGUUUCUGGGAAGAUAACAUUAUUAUCCAGGGACAGCGGAAUAAAAGUUCGCUAAAAAUGAACUGGAUGCCCUUCAAGAUCGGACCGCCAAAAAAGCAGAUUGUCUCUAAAACUGUUGAAAGAGACUUUGAGCGCGAAUAUGAGAAGCUCCAAAAGCUCGAGGAACAGACAAAGAAGCUUCACAAAGACAUGAAGAAAAGCACAGAAGCUGAUUUAGCCAUGUCUAAAGCAGCCGUGAAGAUCUCUGCGGAUCUGCUGAGCAACCCGCUGUGCGAGCAGGACCAGGCCUUCCUCGAGUCCAUGAGCGCUUUGGAUACAGCCAUGAAAAGGAUGGACGCGUUCAACCAGGAGAAGGUGAACCAGAUUCAGAAGACCGUCAUAGACCCUCUAAAAAAGUACAGCGGCGUGUUCCCGAGCCUCAACAUGGCCGUGAAGCGGCGGGAGCAGGCUCUGCAGGACUACAAGCGCUUGCAAUCCAAAGUGGAGAAGUACGAAGAGAAGGAGAAAACCGGCCCGGUUAUCGUCAAGCUAUGUCAGGCGAAGGAUGAGCUGCGACCCGUCAAGGACGACUUCGAGGCCAAGAACCAGCAGCUGCUGGACGAGAUGCCCAAAUUCUACCAGAGCCGCAUCGACUACUUCCAGCCCAGCUUUGAGGCUCUCAUCCGGGCGCAGGUGGUCUACUUCACCGAAAUGUCCAACGUCUUCAACCAGCUGACGGAGCAGAUCGACCCGGGCGGGCUGUCCGACGAGCAGAGGCAGAGGGAGACGGAGGCCAAGCUCAGCGAGCUGCGCUCUCUGUCCAUCGUGGCCGACGACUGAGGCAGAGACGUCGCCGAGCGGAUUCUACGCCUCAGGAGUUCAGACGGCCUUAAGACGAUUGGCGCUCUCUUUCGUCGCAGCCACACUUGUUUUGCACUACAUGCUGGUGGUUUCACUGUAAUCGGGAGCAGCCGACCGCCACGUUAACCAAGCCAUCAGCCAAGUGUGACUUUAUAAGCCAAUAUGCUUUCAUCGCGAUUUCUCCUGUGGUAAUGGGAUCUGGUUUCGUUGGAGCUCGUUCUAAGGUUAUACUACAUUGUUGCCGAUGUUUUUCUUUCAUAAAGUUACAUUUAAGCAAAUGUUUUAUUGAUCGUUCGUGUUACUGGAAGUCUUAAAUAAAAUUUUUUUUGUACUCUGCAGAGCUAAAAUCGAAGCGCUAAAUGUUAAAAAUUGCAGCUCAUGUUCUUGUGAUAUUUAAAUACCGUCUGUGCCAUCAUGUGAGGGAUUUCCCCCUCUUAGGCUUUUUUAACAUUGUGAACAUCCCCUCUGUAUCACGUCGCUCCGAGUUUAGCAAGCAUAAAGAGAACCCAGGCCUGCGUGGAGGUGUUGGAAAGUUGGCCCCUCACACUGGAGGGAUGAAGUCUCCACCAAGACAGAUGCUCGUGCUCCCUCUAGUGGCAGCUCCCGGUCACAGCACCCGGUUCUCCUUUUGUUCGCAGCGGCCGUCCUUUGUUCUAUUGUUGGUGAGGGUAUGUGUUAGCGAGGAGCCUCACACAUUGUUGGCGUGCUAGAAAGUCUCUCCUCUUCACCCUCAACACCAGGGUUGGAAGCCAGUUUCUGUUUCUGGCCCCUCGUCGUUCUGGAUGGAGUCGCACCGCUUUUGUUUUCACUCUCUGUCGGGAUGAAGGCUAAACUAUCAUUACGUGCUCACAGUUUAUACCUUAAGUUGAUUUGUUCUGUUUUUUGUGUGUCCUUUAGAGUUUGUGCUGGCUGUUUGUGUUGUAAUAACUUUAGAAAUGAAGGUGCUUUUCUUAAUCAGCAAUUAAGUUAUUUUAUAAUGGUUGAUUUUUUUUUUU
Messenger RNA from Fundulus heteroclitus (mummichog), 1889 nucleotides. It is a transcript of the gene bin3, whose product is annotated as bridging integrator 3. Lineage: Eukaryota; Metazoa; Chordata; Actinopteri; Cyprinodontiformes; Fundulidae. Gene Ontology annotation, molecular function: lipid binding; protein binding. The coding region runs from base 112 to 873 and encodes 253 amino acids. Gene Ontology annotation, cellular component: actin cortical patch; cytoplasm. The record is from RefSeq and is a predicted model, not a curated record. Gene Ontology annotation, biological process: plasma membrane tubulation; endocytosis; actin cortical patch localization. The transcript is spliced from 9 exons.